AUGAGUGCAUCCGCUUCGCACGCGCAGAACCCACCGACCGCCGCCGCCGCUUCCUCGACCGCUACGCCCGCGAACAAGUCCUCGUCUGGAUCGUCCGCCACCGUGGCCGCUGGUUCGGCUCAGCCCACUGCCCGCAGCUCGUACGCCAACGCGACCAAGAAGAUCUCUUCUCCUACGAUCGCGUCCAGCGGCGCGCCCGCGGCAGUGGGAGCCCCGCCGUCCGCACAGCAUGGCAAGAGCGCCUCCGCCUCCGUCUCCCCCGUGAACGGCAGCGCCGGCAUCACGCCCGCCGUGCCCACCAUCCCCGCCAUGCCCGCCAUUGUCGGUGGCGGCCCCAACGGCGACCACGGCCGCAAGUCCUCGGUCCACAUCAAGCAGACGCCUCCCACCGCCGGCCCGCCCUCGGGCAUCAAGUUUGGCUCGCUCGCCGCCUCGCCCGCCCCUGCACAUGCCUCGCCCGUCGUCCAGGGCAGCGCCAGCAACCUGAACCCCCAGGCCCAGAACCCGCGCGUCGCCUCGCCUGCCCACUCGCCCUCGCCCAUCCCCACGCCCAUCUCGGGCGGCCCCAAGCCGGACAGCCUGCCCACGCGCCCCAACCUGGUCUUUGGUGGCCAGGGCAGUGAAAGCGCCGACAGCACCCGCCCCGCUAUGCCUGCGCAACCCAACUCACACGCCCCCCAGGCCCAGCACCUGCGCCGCGAAUCCUCCCAGUCCUCCCACAGCAACCCGGCCGCCAACUUCGCUCCCAACGGCCGUGGUGGUGGCCGUGGCUUCCAGCCGCAGGCCCACUACAACCCCAACGUUGCCAACCACUCGCCACAGCCCUACCGUCCCAUGCCCAACCAAUCCAUGGGACGAGGCAUGCCUCCGGCCUUCACCCCCCAGGGCGCUAUGCAGCACAACUCCCCCUACCGCCAGAACCGCAGCCCCGCCAUCACUCCCGCUACCAUGCACCAGCAGCAGCACUUUGCUAACCCGCAGGGCGCACCCUACUACCCGGGACAACCCUACCCCCAGCCAAAUAUGUACGGUAUGCCUCCCCAGGGUCUCGAUCCCUACGGCAACUACUAUGGUGGCCAGCAGUACGGGCUGCAGCAGUCGAUUCACUACCCUGGUGUUCCUGCGAGCCCUGGUCGUGGCCACGGCUUCCCUCAGCAGAUGCAAAACCCUUACUCCAUGCCUGGCCCUUACGGUCAGCCGCCUCAGGGACAGAGCAUGUCGCGCACCCCCUCGCAGAUGUCCGAGCGCCCGCCUUCUGCCGUCCCUCAGCCCACAACGCCUGCGAUGACCAACGUGAACCACAUCUCGCACGCCCACACGCCCAGCGUCACAUCCGCCAGCCCAGCACCGAGCUCGAGCGCCUUUGAGCGUCCGAAGAAACCGAGCAAGGCCAUCAUCAUCAAAAACCCCGAUGGCGAGGUCGUCGACUUCAACAAGGGCAAGGGCGCUCCCUCGCCCGCACCCAACGCGGCCCCUGCAGCUCCUGCACAGUCCAAGUCCCCCGCGAUUGUCGCCACGCCUACGCCACCUCCUCGCGCUCCCAGCGCCUCAGACGCCACCCGCACUGAGGAAGCACCUGCCAAGUCGGCAAGCGAGAAGAAGGCCGACUUCGUCAAGCAGUUCCAGGAGAAACUCCGUCUUCAAGAAGAAGCGGACAAGAAGGCCAAGGAUGAUGCGGACUCGGAAGCCAAGGCCGCUGCUGAAGCUGAGCAGAAGAAGAAGGACGACGCCAAGGCUGCCGAAGAGAAGGCUGCUCAAGAGGCCAAGGACAAGGAAGCCGCUGCUGCCAAAGAGGCUAAAGAAAAGGAAGAAGCUGCCGCCGCUAAAGAGGCCAAGGAGGCUGAAGAAAAGGCCGCUAAGGAGGCAAAGGAGAAGGAAGCGUCUGACGCGGCCACCAAGGCCGAAGACGACGAAGCGGAGAAGAAGCGCAAGGAAGAGGAGGAAUUCGAGCGCAUGGUCGCUGAGAUGGAGGCGGAAGACAAGAGGCGCGACGAAGAGGACAAGCGCUACGAAGAGGAGAAGAAGCGCAAAAAGGCCGAAGAGGACGCCAAGGCUGGUGAAAAGGCCAAGGCUGCUGAAGAGGCCAUGCGCAAGGCCGAACGUGAAGCUGAAGCUGCUGAGAUUGCCCGUGAAAACGAGACUCCUGAGCAGAAGGCUGAACGUGAGGCCAAGGACAAGGAGCUCUUUGCCUCUCUGAAGAAGAACACCAUGUUCGGUCCUGGAGCCACCGGCGAGGAGCCCAGCGAGGAUUCUGCACCUCCGGCAGCUGCUCCUACUCCUGCUCCCGCGGCCAAGCCCUCAUCUGCUACGAAGCCUAAGCCAGCCGCGCUCAAGCUUGAGACCAACAAGCCUGUCGAGCCAGCUCAGCCCACCGCUGGUAUGGAGUCGCUCAAGACAGCUCGUUUCCUUGCGAUUCGCAACGAAGCCAUCAACUACCCUGAGGGCAUCCAGUCUCCCAACCCUGCGUUGAACCAAGGUUCCAAGAGCAAGGGCCGCCAGUACGACAAGGACUUCUUGCUCCAAUUCCAGGAAGUCUUCAAGGAGAAGCCUUCGGUUGAUUGGGACCUCAAGCUCAAGGAGACCGUUGGUGAUGGUUCCGACUCGGCUCGUACACCGUCUGUCCGCGGUAACACUGUCGGUGGUCGCGCUCCUUCAGGCCGCUCUGGUCUUAGUGGUCCUGGCGGCAUGGGCAACUUUGGUCAGGGAGGUGCGUUUGGUACUACGCGCACAUUGCCUCCUGGCACAACCUCGCAACAGCGCUUCGAACAAGCCUCUGGCCGUGGUGGCACAAUGACCAACCCUCUGGCACCUUUCGUACAGGGCGGUAGCCAGCGUGGUUUCCCUAUGGGCCCACCUGGCAUGUCCCGUUCGUCUUCCUUCCAGCCUGGACCCAACUCCCCUCGUGUUGGUUCGCAGGGUGGUCGUGGUGACCGCAGCCGCCGCGGCGGUGGUGGCCAGAAGGGUCACCAGUCAGACGUCAAGACCAUGCCUCUCACUGCUGGCAAGGAGGUCAAGGACCUCGAAAAGUCCACCACGGGCUGGAAGCCCCACGGAUCCGAGAAGCAGGUCGUCUCUGGCCACAUGGCUCCCGACAUGGUGCAGCGCAAGGUCAAGGCCGCUCUCAACAAGAUGACGCCCGAGAAGUUCGACAAGAUCUCAGACCAGAUCCUCGAGAUUGCCGCACAGUCCAAGGACGAGACUGAUGGCCGCACUCUCCGCCAGGUCAUUCAGCUCACCUUUGAGAAGGCUUGUGACGAGUCUCACUGGUCCUCCAUGUACGCCAAGUUCUGCAACCGCAUGCUUCAGACUAUGAGUCACGACAUCAAGGAUGAGAACGUCCGCGACAAGCAGAACAACCCUGUCGUUGGUGGAGCCUUGUUCCGCAAGUACCUUCUUAACCGCUGUCAGGAAGAGUUUGAGCGUGGUUGGGAAGUCAACCUGCCCGAGGUACCUGACGCGGGCAAGGAAGCCACCCUGCUUUCGGACGAGUACUACGUUGCGGCCGCUGCCAAGCGCAAGGGUCUGGGUCUCAUCCAGUUCAUUGGUGAGCUUUACAAGCUAGGCAUGUUGACUCUGCGUAUCAUGCACGAGUGCGUUCUCAAGCUCCUGGACUUUGAAGGCUUGCCUGAUGAGUCUGCCAUUGAGAGCUUGGUCAAGCUUCUGCGCACCGUUGGUUCCACCAUGGAGUCCGCUGAGGCUGGCCCCAAGAUGAUCAACAUGUACUUCGAGCGUGUUGAGAAGGUCAUGAACAUGGAAGGCCUCCCAUCUCGUCUGCAGUUCAUGCUGUUGGACACAAUCGAUCUUCGCAAGUCUGGCUGGAAGUCCAAGGACAUCCUCAAGGGCCCCAAGACCCUCGCUGAAAUCCACCAGGACGCUGUCGCUGCGCAGCAAGCUGCUGAGAUGGAGCGAUCGCGCUCGCAGCGCGGUGGAGGCGGUGGUCGUCUCCCCAUGGGACGCGGUGACGCGCGCUCAUUCUCUGGCGGCGGCAUGAUGCCUCCCCAGGACACCGGCGGCCGUGUACAGAUGGACGAUCUCCGCAAGUUGUCCAAGGGCGCAUCUAACCGCGGACUAAACAACACCGGUUCCCUUGGUCCCUCCAUGCUGGGCAGCCGCAGCGGCAGCGGCCGUCGUGGUCUCGGUCCCGCUAUGAUGGGCCGUGGAGGUGACGAGUCGGGUAACUCUUCCCGUACCGGCACUCCCCCAGUACAGAAGGAGAAGUCAACCGCACAUGCAAAUGCGUUCGAUGCGUUAGCAGCCCUCGAAGCCGAAGACAACGCCGGCGAGGUUGGCUCCCCACAACCAGCUGCCGCCGAGACGGAAGCAAAGCCGUCUGAGUGA
Ascochyta rabiei is the source of this 4338-nucleotide messenger RNA. RefSeq lists its product as uncharacterized. NCBI's taxonomy places the organism in Eukaryota, Fungi, Ascomycota, Dothideomycetes, Pleosporales, Didymellaceae. The record is from RefSeq and is a predicted model, not a curated record. The transcript is spliced from 4 exons. Gene Ontology annotation, molecular function: protein binding; mRNA binding; translation initiation factor activity. Bases 1 to 4338 code for a protein of 1445 amino acids. Gene Ontology annotation, cellular component: eukaryotic translation initiation factor 4F complex.